UAUAUACACACAAGCAUUACAUAACAAUAAAACAAAGAAAAUAUCAUCUCUAAUUUACAAAACAUUAGAAGCUCUCUUUGUUGUGAUAUAUUGAUCAUGGCCAAAAUAUCAUGUUCUUAUUUCUUCAUACUCAUGUUUGUGUUCUCAGCUUUUGUAUUGGUUGAGAAGGUUAAGGGAGAUGAACGUUGUACUAUAAUCAUUCAUCCAGGAUCUCCAUGUGACCCUCCUGAUUGUCGUCUAUACUGUUUUGCGGAAUACAAUGGAGUUGGAGAAUGUAUUGCAUCCAAACCUGGUAGAACUGCUAAUUGUAUGUGUACUUAUAAUUGUUAA
Molecule: messenger RNA, 330 nt
Organism: Arabidopsis lyrata subsp. lyrata
Lineage: Eukaryota; Viridiplantae; Streptophyta; Magnoliopsida; Brassicales; Brassicaceae
Product: putative defensin-like protein 157
Source: RefSeq, a predicted model, not a curated record